Messenger RNA from Myzus persicae (green peach aphid), 3700 nucleotides. Its product is annotated as tolloid-like protein 1. The transcript is spliced from 19 exons. Bases 377 to 3694 code for a protein of 1105 amino acids. Gene Ontology annotation, molecular function: serine-type endopeptidase activity; zinc ion binding; calcium ion binding. Gene Ontology annotation, biological process: proteolysis. The record is from RefSeq and is a predicted model, not a curated record. Lineage: Eukaryota; Metazoa; Arthropoda; Insecta; Hemiptera; Aphididae.
AGCUCUUUAGUAGUAACCGUAGAAGUACUCGUGCCGGGCGUAGUACGUGCUGCGUCGUUCCGUAGGCGCGCGAGCCGGUCGUUUCGUGUUCAUAUUAUACUUUAAUAAUAAAUAUAUUAAUGAUAUUGCAAUAUUGUAUCGUCGUGUGUGUUAAAAAUAAUUAAUCUUAUAAUAUACAGUAUUGUCUCAUCAUAUUUUUUUGCCGUCCUAAUUGUGCGUACGUUUAUUGCGAAUAUUCAAAUAUACAUUAAAUAAUUUUUUAUUCGUCCGAAAACUGCCGACACGUACAACUAAAACAGCCGAUAAUAUGCAGACAACGAUCGUCGUCAAACGGUGUUGAGCACUAGCCAGUGUAGGGACGACAUUCGAAGUCGCUAUGAAGGCGGUCGGAGGGUUCGUCUUGUUGAUCCACGUUUUGGCGGGAUUAUGGCCUACAGCCGAUUGUUCCAAGUUUACCGCCGAUGAACUGCUUUGCUCGAUUUAUCCGAAAAAAAUGUCUAAUGAUGUCGAUUUAGACCCCUGCAAAGCCGGUAAUUUUAUGGGUGAUAUAGCCGUACCCGAUGUAGAGUACACUAACAAAAAAGAAAAAGACAGAAGGGCAUAUGCAGAAAAAGUUGAAAAAUACAAAAAAGAAAUCAACGAAGGGCUGCAAAUCGAAGAAGAGGGUAUCGUACCAGCAGGGACGAGUAAGUCAAUUGAUGUACCGCAGAUCAAGAUAAGACACAGGCAUAACAACAGGACAAGGAAAAACCACUUGAACAAGAGAAAAAACGAUGAUCAUCGGGAUAAAACUGCAGUUAUUGAUAAUUCUCUAAGCAGGGACAUUGUCCAUUUGAGGAGACGUAGAGCGGCCACGGCAAGAAAAGAAAGGGUAUGGGAUUUUGGCGUAAUACCUUACGAGAUCGACAGCAGCUUCGGCGGUCCGCACAAAGCACUGUUCAAACAAGCCAUGCGGCAUUGGGAAAAUUUUACUUGUAUUAAAUUCGUCGAACGUAAUCCAGACGAGCAUCCUAAUUACAUUGUGUUCACCGAAAGACCUUGUGGAUGCUGUUCUUUCGUGGGCAAACGUGGCAACGGUCCGCAGGCGAUAUCUAUAGGCAAAAACUGCGACAAGUUUGGCAUUGUCGUGCACGAGCUUGGACAUGUGGUCGGCUUCUGGCACGAACACACCAGGCCGGAUCGUGACAAUCACGUGCAGAUCGUGAGAGAUCACAUCAUAGUCGGACAAGAAUACAAUUUCAAUAAAUUAACCGAAGAAGAAGUAAAUUCAUUGGGCCUUCCAUAUGAUUAUGAUUCCAUCAUGCACUACGCUAAGAAUACGUUUUCAAAGGGAUCGUAUUUAGAGACCAUACAUCCGAUCGAUGCGGUAAGAAAUUUGAAGAAACGCCCUGAAAUCGGUCAACGAGUUCGUCUCAGUGAAGGAGAUAUAGCCCAGACGAAGCUUUUGUACAAAUGUUAUAGAUGUGGAAAGACCUUGCAGGAAAACAGUGGCAUUUUCGGUUAUUCGCCUGAACCUGGGCAGGAGUACGGAGACAGGUGCGAAUGGCGUAUUACAGCCACCCACGGCGAACGCAUUGUGCUUAAUAUCACUGAACUCGACAUAUUGAAAUCGGACCAAUGCAGCACUGAUUAUUUGGAAAUCCGAGACGGGUACUGGCACAAAUCUCCUCUGCUCGGCAGGUUUUGCGGGAGUGUUCGCAUCCAAGACCUUAUUGUGACUGGCAACAGCAGAAUGCUCAUCAGUUUUAUGAUAUCUGACAAAGGUACAAAAUACAAAGGAUUCACUGCGAAUUACGAAGCCGUUUGUGGAGGAGAAGUCAUGGUGACUGACGAACAAGGGCACUUGGAAUCUCCCAAUUUUCCAGACGAUUAUUUACCGAACAAAGAGUGCGUUUGGAAACUUACAGCACCAGAGGGAUACCAAGUUGGAUUGAAAUUUAACGUAUUCGAGAUCGAAAACCACGACAAUUGCUUCUACGAUUACGUGGAGAUUAGAAACGGACAUUCAGCCGACAGCCCUUUGAUAAACAAGUAUUGUGGCUACAAGUUACCUUUGGACGUCCACUCCAGUACGAACAAACUGUACGUCAAAUUUCUGUCAGACAGCUCCGUGCAGAAGGCCGGAUUUUCUGCUACAUUUAUGAAAGAGUAUGACGAAUGUACAUCGGUGGACCACGGAUGCGAGCAGUUCUGCAUCAAUACGCUGGGUGGAUAUGAUUGCGCCUGUAAGGUGGGCUUUGAGCUACAUUCGGACAACAAACACUGCGAAGACGCUUGCGGCGGUAUAAUCGAAGCUACCAAUGGCACGAUUACAAGUCCUUCAUUUCCAGACCUGUAUCCCGGAAAUAAAAGUUGCAUAUGGGAGAUCAUAGCGCCAAUUCAGUUCAAAAUCACACUGAACUUUACUCAUUUCGAUCUGGAAGGAAACAACUUACACCAGGCCGAAUGCGAAUACGAUCGAGUGGAGGUAUACAGUAAAAUCGGUUCGGACAAACUCCGGAAGCACGGCGUGUACUGCGGUCAAGAAGCGCCGUCCAUGAUCACUUCGGAGGCGAAUGCACUGCGCGUGGAAUUUGAGUCCGACAGCUCUGUGCACAAGACCGGAUUUGCUGCCGUUUUCUUUACCGACAUGGACGAGUGCGCCGUCAACAACGGUGGAUGCCAACAUGAGUGCAAAAACACACCAGGAUCAUACGAGUGCACGUGUAACAACGGGUUUACCUUGCACGAGAAUAAGCACGACUGCAAGGAGGGUGGUUGCAAGCAUGAGAUUUCGGCUCCACGUGACGUCAUCAGCAGCCCCAACUACCCGGAUUCUUAUCCGGGCCGGAAGGAUUGCGUCUGGCAUUUCACUACCACCCCGGGUCACAGGAUCAAAGUGCUCUUCGAUACUUUCGAAAUGGAACCGCACCAAGAGUGCGCGUACGAUCACAUCACCUUCUACGACGGGCCCACGCCGGAUUCCCAAACGCUUGGACGGUUUUGCGGCUCGAAGAUUCCGCACCCCAUAGUAUCCUCGUCCAAUCAACUGUACUUGGCAUUCAAAAGCGACGCUUCAGUGCAGCGUAAAGGAUUUUUGGCUACACAUAGCACGGUUUGCGGUGGUAGGCUUAUAGCCACGAACAACGUGAAACAUUUUUACUCGCAUUCCAACUACGGCGAUCUAAACUACGACAGUGACGCUACGUGCGAAUGGACCAUCGAAGCCAAAGCCAACAUGAACGUGCACUUGACGUUCUUGACUUUUGAACUGGAAGACGAAAAGGAUUGCAUGUACGAUUACGUGGAAGUGUGGAGCAGUUUGGAUACGAGUGGACCGUUCUUCGGAAAAUUCUGCGGACCAACCAACCCGACGGAUGUGAUAUCCACUAACGACGCUCUGUUGCUCCGGUUCAAGACAGACAGCACUAUCGUGAGCAAAGGAUUCUCCGCGUCGUACAUAGCCGUAGAGUCGAUGAACCCCAGCGUCGAGUAUUCGUCACUAACUGACGAAGACGACGUCGACUUGGCUUAUCACAAGACCAAAAAGAACAAGAAGAAAAAGAACAAAUCGUCACCACCGUCGUCAAACCAGACGAAUGGCAAUGCAGACAACGAUGAUGACGACGACAACGACGGUGGAGGCGGUGGUGAUGAAGACGACGAUGACGAAGACGACGAGGACGAAGACAUGCUUGCCGUCAAGAGUCCGUAAUGGAGA